Messenger RNA from Penicillium oxalicum, 519 nucleotides. RefSeq lists its product as uncharacterized. Bases 1 to 519 code for a protein of 172 amino acids. The record is from RefSeq and is a predicted model, not a curated record. NCBI's taxonomy places the organism in Eukaryota, Fungi, Ascomycota, Eurotiomycetes, Eurotiales, Aspergillaceae. The transcript is spliced from 3 exons. Gene Ontology annotation, molecular function: protein binding.
AUGAACACCAUCAAUCCAAUCGAGAAGAAAGCCCUGGCUGAGUUCUUCAACGGCCGCAAUCGAAGCAAGACUCCGGCCACGUAUAAGGAUUACCGAGACUUCAUGAUCAACACCUAUCGCCUGAACCCCAUUGAAUAUCUGACAGUCACUGCCUGUCGCCGAAACCUUGCGGGUGAUGUCUGCGCGAUCAUGCGCGUUCACUCUUUCCUGGAACAGUGGGGAUUGAUCAACUACCAGGUUGACCCCCAAUCGCGACCCUCAAAUAUCGGCCCUCCCUUCACUGGCCAUUUCCGCGUUAUUGCCGAUACACCUCGUAAAGCUCUUGCCGCUACUGAGCGGGCGGCAUCGGCGACCCCCGCCAAGGGUGAUGUCAAUCUUGAGUUGCGCCGCAACAUCUACGACGAGAAAGGCAAAGACGUGACGCCGGCUGACGACAAACAGCCCAAUGGCCAAGCAGCGAACGGAGUCGAACCGUUGGAGCCCAAGAAAAAGUCUCAUUGCUUUUCCCUGUGGUAUUGA